GUCAUAUGACUCAUUCUGGUUCAAAAUGGUGGAUCGACUGGUGAACAGUGAGGCCAAUUCUCGACGCAUCACAUUUGUGGAGCAAUGUUUUGGAACAUCUGGUCAGCCCCUGCGUGUACCUGGUCGUGUUCUGGUCGGGGAAGGAGUGCUCACAAAAAUGUGUCGAAAGAAACCAAAACCUAGACAGUUCUUCUUGUUUAACGACAUUUUGGUCUAUGGCAAUAUUGUGAUUAAUAAGAAAAAAUAUAACAAGCAGCAUGUGAUUGGCUUGGAAGAUGUGAAGUUAGUGAGUGUAAAUGAUGAAGGAACCUUACGGAAUGGUUGGAAAAUCUUUAGCCCUAGCAAAUCAUUUGUUGUUUAUGCUGCAACAGCGACAGAAAAACUCGAGUGGAUGGCACACAUCAAGAAAUGUGUACAAGAUUUAUUAAACAAACAGGGCAAGACCCAGAGCAGCACAGUUGACUCUCCUGUCUGGGUGCCGGAUCACGAGGCCUCCAAGUGUAUGCACUGUCGUAAGACUCAGUUCUCAGUAAUCAACAGACGGCACCACUGCCGACGGUGUGGGAUGUUAGUAUGUAAUCCCUGCUCCAAUAAGCGCUGGCUGCUGCCCCAGCAGUCCUCUAAGCCCCUGAGGGUCUGCCUCACCUGUUAUGACAAGGUGUCUAGGGCACACACUGGCCCACAGAGGGCUUCAGAAUACGAAACAGCAGCGAAUGAAGACUCAUCAGGUGAUGACAGUUCAGAUGAUGAGGAUGAAGUGGGACCAGCAGGAGAACCUGCCUCCAUCGGCGAUGACGCACCACAGAUUGGUACAUUUUAUGGUGAAGAGGAAAACAAUGCAGCCUGAGAGCAGUGGACUGGGGAGUAUUACCGGUUGGAAGUUUUCAGUCUGGACAGAUCAUAUACCCUCUGGUGAUAUUUGUGUUAUCCUGGUAUGUCUCUGAACAGUUUUCCUCAGUAUGGCAAACCUAAUACUGACUCACUUGUAGAUCAGCGUCAUCACAAAUGUAUAUUUAUUUAGUAUGCGCAUCCUGUGUUUUUAAACCAAAUGUUUUACUUAAUGCCAAAUGUAUUUGAAAAUGUGUCUGGUUUUUCUUUCAAAAGAUUUUGAGCUUGUCAGAUCAGUUUAAGAUGUGGUCUGAUUGUUGUAUUGCAAAAAUGUUAGUCAGUCAUUGGUCAGUAUUGUGUUGUAAUUUUUUUACCCGACACUUUGCAUUAUCUAUCAACCUUGUCUGAUUUUUUUUUUUUUUUUUUUGAAAGUUUGGUUGUGCUAUGUAAUUUGGAAAGCAUGAGAAGAUACAUGGAUAGCUCUUUUGGGCUGAAAAUAAGCCCACUCUGACAAUGCUCAGAUUGUAAUUAAAUACAUGCAUAACAUGCUAAAUGGUAACUUAGUAAAUUUCUGAACGUAAACUGCAAUAUGUAUAUAAUUCUGCUCUCAUUAUUGGGGUUCUGUGCUAUUUAUAGCUAUUCAUGCCUUUUUUGCUACUAAAGGAAUGAUAAUUUUCGCAUGUAGGGGACAUUACAAUGAGUCUGAGUGCACUAGAAGUUUGCUAUUGAAAUAGUACUGCUACAGUGAUAUACCUUUGUGGCAAGUCUAAUGAAAUUUUGAAAGAGACCCUAAUAUUGAAAGCUCACAUCUCGUUAAUCUGUCUCUAAUUGCACUUCCCUUAACAUCUUGUUAUAAAUUUCUGUGAGAAAUUUGGAUUCUUUGUGUGUGUAGUGAAAUAGAAAAUAGCUCAAAUGCUUCUGUUUGUACAUGCAAUUUAGGUUUUCUUUUAUUUAUUCUCUUCUGUGUAUAUUAGUAUUGUACAGAAGUUGAUCCUUUUGUAUGAAAUCUGUUAAAUGCAGAGGCUUUGGCACUUCAUGUACAUGUAUUAAGAAGGUUGCCAUUUUGUAGUAUAUGUAUAUGUAACAUUUUUGUGAGACUUACUCAGUGUCAUUGCAUUCUUCUGUCACCAUUUCAUAUAUUUUUAACUUCAUUCAUCUGGCUUCCACACUCUAGUUCUCUGUUUUGAUAAAAAGUAGAACUUCAAAUUUAGCUAGUGCCAAUUCCAUGAGUGUUACUUAGGACUGCAUUUAACAGAGAUCUGGAUCCAAACCCCUUACCGAGGAACCAAUAGAGAAACUGCUCCUAUGCUUCAACAAUUUUGAUGCUUGUAAAACUCAGUUUGCAGAGUUUUGCAUUAACAGUUAUGUAAUUCAACACUUUUUUAUUCCCCUUGAAUUUUAUUGGUGUGUGUGUAUUCUGUAUUACCUUUCAUUUAUCCCUGUUGGUGUUACUCGUCUUAAGUUUGAAACUAAUGCCAGCUUUGAUGUACUUCAGUACACCUGUCUAAUUUUGAAGCAUGAAGUGUCUAACUAUUUUCAAGAUUUAAUGGUAACUAGCAGAACACAUUUGAGUUACCAAGUGGGGAUAUUCCUGUUCAUGGCUAGUGACCACAGGAGGUGACUUAGUUCUUUGUUCAUAUCCAUGCAGAUCUUACUUCUUGGACAACUAGUGUAUCUUUUUUUCGAUAUUUUUGGAGGGUUCCUGCUUCUGUUUUUGCAUAAAAUUAAACAAAUCAGUGACUGGAGGUGUUUACAUGUCUACAUGCUUAACUGGUAUUAAGGCAUUUUUGUCAAAUACAAAAUAGCUACACAUUAAAGCAGAAUUUAUAUUGGCACAUUUUGAUGUAUUAGAAUAGUCAGUCCAAAGCAAGAAAAACGAUUGCUGUUUAGUUAUUUCAAGAGGAAGUGGAAUGCGAGUGGCAAAGCGUAAAACUACUAAUGAUACUGUUUGUUUUUGUGCAUGUAUUAAUUAUAUUAAAUAAUGAUUUGUUAUGUAUUACGAUACACUGUUAACAUUUUUUCACUUGUUUUUCAAGAAAAUUUUGUCCUUUAUUAAGACAUUAGAACCAAACAAUGGCAUACGUAUGUGUAGGUACCCAUUUUUAAGAUGUCAGCUGGUAUUGUAUUUGAGAUUAAGAAAAUGUAUAUACGUCUAUAACUGAUCAUGUGUUUCAUAAAAGGAUGUUUACACGGCAAACAGUUGGAAGAUGCAAAUGAUGGCAGAUUUCCUGGUACUGUUCUAAUUUAUCCACUAGGAGAGAGAAAGCUAAAGAGUCCACUGUGGUAACACGGUGAUUACUCUGGGCCCUGCCCCAGUGAGGGGAUUCUUCUACAGAACAAACCACAUUACCCGAUUCUGGUAGUUUUUAGAUUGGUUGGCCAUUGAAAGUUAAAUGGGGAUGAAGAAUGGGAAUGAAACAUAUCUCAAACUCAUGUGUCUCUGGUACUUUUUAUUCCAUGUUUAUAUGAGAAUGUCUCCUGUGCAUAUGCAAUCUUAAAUUAGGUUUCUGGUAAAACCAGUGUACCCCACCAUUGAGAGGCUGCCCUAUCCUGACCUAUGAAGUUUCCAGAUAGUACUCCACAUGAAAGCCAGUGAGGCUGGUCUCGGAUGCACUGGGGUGGUACUGACCUAGGGACUCUGUUAGGUUGACAGUAAGUGUGUACAGUAUAUAUAUUGCACAAAGUAAAACUUUGUCUCUUCUUCCCAUUGGAAUGUAUUUGUAAAGAAUCGUGUGUGUGUGGGUAUAUUUAUCUACAUUUAUGUCUACUUAAAAAGGAAGUAGUAUUUAAAUCUGUUUUAUAAAACAUGUACCUCUUUCACUCAUAUGCAAAUGUUCACUCCUCACAGAUUUUGAUUCGUUAGUUCUCUCGGAAAAUCGAUUACAGGUGGCUGUUAUUCCUUGUACCUUGAAAGUAUGUUUGACAAAUAAAAACCUUCAUUUUAGUUACA
Molecule: messenger RNA, 3778 nt
Organism: Liolophura sinensis
Lineage: Eukaryota; Metazoa; Mollusca; Polyplacophora; Chitonida; Chitonidae
Product: pleckstrin homology domain-containing family F member 2-like
Exons: 9
Coding region: 26-847 (273 amino acids)
Biological process (GO): endosome organization; endosome to lysosome transport
Cellular component (GO): early endosome
Molecular function (GO): phosphatidylinositol binding; metal ion binding
Source: RefSeq, a predicted model, not a curated record